Messenger RNA from Pistacia vera, 1437 nucleotides. Its product is annotated as peroxisomal nicotinamide adenine dinucleotide carrier. Bases 199 to 1215 code for a protein of 338 amino acids. NCBI's taxonomy places the organism in Eukaryota, Viridiplantae, Streptophyta, Magnoliopsida, Sapindales, Anacardiaceae. The transcript is spliced from 11 exons. Gene Ontology annotation, biological process: nucleotide transport; transmembrane transport. The record is from RefSeq and is a predicted model, not a curated record.
CUCAAGAGAGACUGAUGAAAGCGAACCAAACAGAAUGCGUAUACAGCCAAAGUCAAAGAUUGUCCACGUUUUUUAACGUCUUUAUAAAGUUUUAGAUCUCUCUAAUGGUUUGUUAGUUCUUUCGAUUUAGAAGCAAAACUACUUUUACGAAUUUUCCCGAGAAAAUAACGGCAUUUUCCCGGGAAAAUUUUGUUCGCUAUGUCGGACGCUUUGAUCAAUGGACUGGCCGGAGCCGGUGGAGGGAUCAUCGCUCAGCUCAUCACUUAUCCGCUUCAAACUGUAAAUACUCGGCAACAAACGGAGCGUGACCUGAAGAAAGAGAAGAGGAAGCUUGGAACGGUUGAACAAAUGUGCCAGGUUGUGAAACACGAGGGGUGGGAACGGUUGUAUGGAGGUUUAGCGCCGUCUCUAGUAGGUACUGCUGCAUCUCAGGGUGUUUACUAUUAUUUCUAUCAAAUAUUCAGGAAUAGAGCUGAAGCUAAGGCACUUGAACACAAGAGGAAAGGGUUUGGUGAUGGAUCAGUUGGCAUGUUUUCAUCACUUGUGGUUGCUGCUCUAGCAGGGUGUGUAAAUGUUCUGUUGACAAACCCCAUUUGGGUGGUUGUUACCCGCAUGCAGACUCAUACAAAAGUAUCGAAGAAGUCCCAGCCCAGUCAAAUAGAAGCAGUUACUCAAGAUGAAGUGAUUCCUGCUGCACUUGAGCCUCCACCCUAUGGAACUAGCCAUGUGAUUCAAGAAAUCUAUGGCGAAGCUGGAUUUUGGGGCUUUUGGAAAGGUGUAUUCCCAACAUUGAUCAUGGUGAGCAAUCCGUCCAUACAAUUUAUGCUUUAUGAAACCAUGUUAAAGAAGCUGAAGAAAAGACGUACCUUGAGUAAGAAGGAUAACAAAGGAGUAACUGCUUUAGAGAUAUUUCUUCUUGGAGCUUUGGCAAAACUCGGAGCCACUGUUGUAACAUAUCCACUACUUGUUGUAAAGUCGAGGCUUCAAGCAAAACAGUUCAAAACUGGGGAUAAAAGGCACCAAUAUAAAGGUACAAUGGAUGCCAUUUUGAAGAUGAUCCGCUAUGAAGGGUUCAAUGGCUUUUACAAGGGUAUGAGUACAAAAAUCGUUCAAAGUGUUCUUGCAGCUGCUGUGUUGUUCAUGGUGAAGGAAGAGCUUGUCGAGGGUGCUCGGUUUUUGCUCACCUGCGACCGCAUUUCUGCCAAGUCUCCUUGAUCAAGGCCUUUAUGAUUCGCCUCUCUUGCAAUUUACCUCGUUGACGCAAGCAGAAUGUUGCUAGUCAAAAUGUUUACCAAAAUUCAGUUUCACCAUCAGUAAUUUGUAGCUUGAAAUGAAGGCAUUAAGCAUAGAAAUAAAUUCAGUUGUAUACCUUCCACGAAGGAUUAUUAAUUUAUCAAAACAAUUUGGUAUGAUAUCCAAUGUGGAUUUGUUGGAUCA